GGAUUGGUUAUCUUCCUUCUCUCUGUGUCAGUGAUUCAGGUUCAGGCUGGCUGGAGAGUGACUUACUCCUCUACUAAAGUCUGUGCCUUAAGAGGAUCAACAGUCGUACUAAGGUGCACCUACAGCUACCCAUCGCGAUUCAAUUAUCAGUCUACUACAGUUCAGAAGUCCUUCUGGUUUACUGAAGUCCAGGAUGGAGAACCUGUAGAUCUGCAAACAGACUCACAGUACACAGGUCGUGUGACCUACAGCUCUAAAUCGAAGGACUGCACUCUGACAAUCACAAAUGUGGGAAAUAGUGACUCAGCUGUUUACAAGUUCAGGUUCAUAACAACCCAUCAAGAUGGAAGUUAUACUGGUGAUCCCGGAGUCACUUUGUCCCUCACAGAUCUUCAUGUGAAGAGUCCCUCUGCUGAGAUAGUGGAGAACAGUACUGUGACUCUGACCUGUAGCAGUGAUGCUAACCCAGCAGCUAAUUAUACCUGGUACAAGAAGAAUGGGAACCCAGACUUUCAACCUCUCAGUAAAGGACCAGAGCUCGUCUUCAGCUCCGUCCAGUCGUCUGACUCUGGAGAGUUUUACUGUGCGGCUGAGAACGAUCUGGGGAGGAGAACAUCUGAACACUUUAUCUCUGAUGUGAAAUAUGCUCCAAAGUUUCCCUCUGUGUCAGUGAGUCCCUCUGCUGAGAUAGUGGAGGGCAGUUCAGUGACUCUGACCUGUAGCAGUGAUGCU
Molecule: messenger RNA, 732 nt
Organism: Labrus bergylta (ballan wrasse)
Lineage: Eukaryota; Metazoa; Chordata; Actinopteri; Labriformes; Labridae
Source: RefSeq, a predicted model, not a curated record